This is a messenger RNA of Blepharisma stoltei, 2027 nucleotides long. Lineage: Eukaryota; Ciliophora; Heterotrichea; Heterotrichida; Blepharismidae. The record is from the annotation of a GenBank genome assembly.
AUGAUUUCUAUGCUCAAUUUGUACCAAAAAUUAAUGAUUUUUGAGAAUAUAGGCAACUCACUUGAUUAUCCAAAUUUUAGCAAAAUUGUUGAUCCAUUUUUUUUAAAGCGCAAAACACACAACUAUUUAAUCAGUUUUGUUGACAAUCAACUAAAGUCUCAAUUAUAUAUGAGUGACUUUUUAGAAAUUUACUUUAAAAAGCUCUCAACUGGAGCUGUUGGAAUAGAAAAACAAGAAACUGUAAUAAAGCAAAUGAUUAUAUAUACUGUAACUAAUAAUGCCAGAGAAAGCACAAAUGAAAGAGAGCUAAUAAUAAGAGAUUAUAUAAUCUAUUUGAUGGAUUAUUUUGCACAAAAUACAUUCACACUUGUAGAGAACGUAAAAUAUUACACUUGAAUUGAGCAAAUUAUUGAUUACAUCCCAAGUUUAUAUGAAUUUAUAAUACAUUUAGCAUCGGAAAAGUUAAAAAUAGCAAAUGAUGUUGACCAUAGGUUUUUGUUUGCAGAAAUAGCUGAUAUAACUAUAAAUAAGGACAUGGGAAAUCCAAAAGAAAUACUAGAAAUUUUUCAACAUAUAGUUGCAUAUCUUGAUAGCGAUAGAGAAGAAAGUGACAGAGACGUUUUGAGUAGCGCCGUAGCUAACUACAUAGACAGUCAGAUUGAAGAAAGCAAUCCUUUUAAAAUUGGGCAUGAGCAGCUAAAUGAUGCAACAAAAAUAGAAUGCUGAAUUCGCUCAGUAUUAAUCAAAAAAGGUGUUCCAAAUAUUCUGGCAAAAACUUUUUCACCAAAUGAAGCUAAUUUUAUCAAGCAGAUUCUACAUAUACAUAAAAUGGCGACGAAGUCCCACUCGACCUCUCGAUCCUAUUUUAUUUCAACACCAGUAAAUAACGGGAUUUAGGUUGAAAGGAGCAGGAAAUUCUUUUUUUAUAUCGAGCUAGGUUUUACUCGGGCCCCAGGGAGCUAAUCUAUGGGACUUGGGCUUUCUCAUCCAGUCCUGAGUGGAAGCUGAUUCUCUUGAACACGACUCAAGACAUGGCAUUUUUCCGAAGUUUCGAUCCAGGUGGUUGGCCCUUAGACUCCAGAAGCCAUGCAAGUCAAGAUUGGUUACACGAAUCCCUUGUUUGAAGUAACAAGGAAGGAUGUCCGCCAGAGCUCCUUGAGAGCGAUGCCUGUGCAGGGGUGCAAACUCCUGUCCCUGCUAUAGACGGCUUAAUCUAAUUAAUCAAACAGAUCCUACAAAAAUUAGCAGCAUCAUUUCCAUUUCAAAUUAUAUUCAAUAAUAAUAUUCUAUAUCCAAUCCGCCUGUAUUUUUUAUCACUAUUCACAACCAUUUUUGUUAUGAAUCUUCAGCAUGGAGUUCAUAAUAAUAUUUUGACUGAAGUUAACUCUUAUUCUGCCGAAAUGAUUAAAUGCGUCUGUGAGCCUGUUUCUUCAUUUGAUAAAGAUCUUUUCUUAUCAAUUGUGGAAUCUACAGUUGCGCAAGCCGCUUUUACAGAGUAUGGGUAUGAUCUUACAAGUGCAGUUGGAUUUGAAGAAAAAACAUUUUAUGUAAAUUUACCUUUGAAAACUCAUAGUGUGACUGUCUUAGGAGGAAUUAUUCUAAUCAAUGUAAUAAACAAGAAGAAAGAAUCAUUCGGUGAGUGUGCAAAUAUAUUCGCUUAUUUGCAUGAAUUAGCAAAUAUUUUGAGAAAAACUGAAAAUGGACUGUAUUUAUUUGAAAAUGAUACUCCAGAUAAAGAUGAGGGUGAUCCUAUGGCUAAGAGAGAUGAUAGUUCUCUGAAAGAAGAGGAAAAGAAAGAAGAAAUACAAAUAGAAUCAAUCUUGUUUGGGGACUUUGCAAAUAAAGUGAACGAGGAGCAGGUAAGCUUUAUUAUUAAUAUAAAAAAUUGGAAUAUGAGUUUAGAUGAGUUUAAAUCAAAUUUAAAAGAGCUUAGCUCCUGCUCAUCAUUUUUCUAUCAAUUGUGUAGAGAUCAGUACUACUCGAAUGAUAGAGCACCUCAUACAAAUCCUUUAUUCUGAAGCAAGUAA